Messenger RNA from Lodderomyces jiufengensis, 315 nucleotides. RefSeq lists its product as uncharacterized. NCBI's taxonomy places the organism in Eukaryota, Fungi, Ascomycota, Pichiomycetes, Serinales, Debaryomycetaceae. The record is from RefSeq and is a predicted model, not a curated record. The coding region runs from base 1 to 315 and encodes 104 amino acids. The transcript is spliced from 2 exons.
AUGUGUUCAACAUAUUGUCUUAAUUCCUCAAAGCCAGGCUCACCAGGCUCAUACCAAACUUCAUCUACUGUUCCUUUACGGUCAUCAGGACUGUCUUUGUCAUUAACAACCGACGCUAGUACAAGCAGCAGUUGUACUUCAAAAAUUGUGAAAGAAGAUCAGAAAAUGUAUAAUAUUUUAGCAACAAUUCGCUUACCUAUGGACAAGAAAAAGAAUUUGGUAAACCAUAAUUUGCAUCAACUACCUAUUCAUGGCCUGGAAUUAUUUGGUGUUCAAAUGCUUGGAAAAGGCUUUUCUGGUAAAGCCCGAAUCUGA